This is a messenger RNA of Phascolarctos cinereus (koala), 2299 nucleotides long. RefSeq names its product protein-arginine deiminase type-2. NCBI's taxonomy places the organism in Eukaryota, Metazoa, Chordata, Mammalia, Diprotodontia, Phascolarctidae. The record is from RefSeq and is a predicted model, not a curated record. Gene Ontology annotation, molecular function: calcium ion binding; histone arginine deiminase activity. Gene Ontology annotation, biological process: chromatin remodeling. Gene Ontology annotation, cellular component: nucleus; cytoplasm.
CACGCCUGCCUAAGAAUAAGAUUGCGCGCGGUGGCCCUGUGGACAGCUGCUGGCUCUUGUUCACCUGAAGCAGGUGGACGACGCAGCACCCAGCACCCUAUACUCGGGAGCGAGAGCGAGGAGGAUGCCGCAGGAACGGACUGUGCGCCUGCAGUACGGGAACCGCAUCGAGGCGGUGUGUGUGCUGGGCACUCGGCUCUGGGUCGAUGUCUACAGUGCGGCCCCCGCUGAUGCCAAGACCUUCAGCCUGAAAUACACAGAUGGUGUACAGGUAGAGGCAGUGAUUGAUGGGCAGGCCAAGGAGGCCACAGCCAAUGGCAAGCAGAGAUGGGCCCUCUCACCCAGCACCAUCCUACGUCUCAGCAUGAGCCAGCCUAGCACAGAAAUCAGCAGUGACAAGGUCACCGUCAACUAUUAUGCAGAGGAAAACAAAACGCCCAUUGACCAAGCUGGACUUUUCCUCACGGCUAUUGAGAUCUCCCUGGAUGUGGAUGCAGAUCGAGAUGGAAUCGUGGAAAAGAACAAUCCUAAGAAGGCAUCCUGGACCUGGGGCCCUGAUGGCCAGGGGGCCAUCCUCCUGGUGAACUGUGACAGGGAGGUCCCCUGGUUGCCCAAGGAAGAUUGCUCUGAUAACAAGAUCUACACCAGAGAAGACCUAAAGGACAUGUCUCGGAUGAUCCUGAGGACCAAUGGCCCCAGUCAGCUCCCAGCAGGCUAUGAGAUGGUUCUCUACAUUUCCAUCAGCGACUCAGACAAAGUGGGCGUAUUCUAUGUGGACAACCCAUUCUUUGGCCAGCGUUACAUGCACAUUCUCGGCCGGCAGAAGCUCUUUCACGUGGUAAAGUACACAGGCGGCAAAGCCGAGCUGGAAUUCUUUGUGGAAGGCCUUCGAUUCCCUGACGAGAGUUUCUCAGGCCUGGUCUCCAUCCAUGUCAGCCUGUUGGAACUUCUGAUGGAGGGACUUCCCCAGACUCCAAUCUACACAGACACAGUGACUUUCCACGUGGCCCCAUGGAUCAUGACCCCAAACACAUUGCCUCCAGUGUCUGUUUUAGUAUGCAGCAUGAAGGACAAUUACCUGUUCCUCAAGGAGAUAAAGAACCUGAUAGAGAAAACUGACUGCAAGCUUAAGAUCUGUUUCCAGUACAUGAACCGUGGGGAUCGUUGGAUCCAGGAUGAAGUUGAGUUUGGCUACAUCGAUGCUCCCCACAAAGGCUUUCCUGUGGUCCUAGAUUCCCCUCGAGACGGGAACCUGAAAGACUUCCCAGUGAAGGAACUCCUGGGCCCAGAUUACGGCUAUGUCACCCGGGAGCCUCUCUUCGAGCAAGUCACCAGCCUGGAUUCCUUCGGGAACCUGGAGGUCAGCCCUCCUGUGACGGUGAACGGCAAGGAGUACCCCCUGGGCAGGAUCCUCAUUGGCAGCAGCUUCCCCCUGUCUGGCGGGAGAAGGAUGACAAAGGUCGUGAGAGAUUUCCUGCAGGCUCAGGUAGUGCAGCCCCCUGUGGAGCUAUAUUCUGAUUGGCUGAUCGUUGGCCACGUGGAUGAAUUUAUGACCUUCGUUCCCGUCCCGGGCAAAAAAAAGGAAUUCCGGUUGCUCAUGGCCAGUACCUCUGCCUGCUACAAGCUCUUCCGGGAAAAGCAGAAAGAAGGGCAUGGAGAAGCUAUCUUGUUCAAAGGCUUGGGGGGCAUGAGCAACAAAAGGAUUACCAUCAAUAAGAUCCUGUCCAAUGAGAGUCUGGUGCAGCAGAACCUGUACGCCCAGCGCUGUCUGGAUUGGAACCGGGACAUCCUGAAAAAGGAACUAGGUUUGACAGAGAAAGAUAUCAUUGACCUCCCAGCUCUGUUCAAGUUGAAUGAGGAAGGCCAAGCUAUGGCUUAUUUCCCCAACAUGGUGAACAUGAUUGUGCUUGACAAGGACCUGGGGGUCCCCAAGCCCUUUGGGCCCCUGAUCGAGGAGCAGUGCUGCCUGGAAGCUCAUGUGUGCUCACUUCUGCAGCCCUUGGGUUUCACCUGUACCUUCAUCGAUGACAUUUCCUCCUAUCACAAAUUAAUGGGCGAGGUCCACUGUGGUACCAAUGUCUGUCGGAAGCCCUUUGCCUUCAAGUGGUGGCAUGUGGUGCCUUGACCCCGUGGGCAGGCUUGGCAUCCCCCUCCCUCAUUCCCUCCACCUUCCCCAUACAUCCUCCCAUAAUCCCAGGUCCAACUCCUUCUUGGAAAUUGCUUUUACUUCCUUCGGCCGGGUCCAUUUUGAUGUCUGCUUGGGGUUGGGGUGGAGUCUGGAAAAAAAAACUAUAUGUGA